UUGACUAAACAUCAGUACCCUAUCUAUUCUCAAUGCUGGUACCAACGUCGUUGACUGAACCCGGUACCAAUCAUCAGUCAAUGCUCAUGGUUUGAAAAUGUAAUAACUAUGAUUUUCCAACCGUGGCGCUAAGAUACCACCUGCAACGGUUGCUACGCAACCAAUGCUCGUACCAACGUUGUUAACUGAUGAUUGGUACAACGUUGACUGAACCCGGUACCAAUCAUCAAUCAAUGCUCAUGGUUUGAAAAUGUAAUAACUAUGAUUUUCCAACCGUGGCGCUAAGAUACCACUCACAACGGUUGCUACGCAACCAAUGCUCGUACCAACGUUGUUAACUGAUGAUUGGUAUAACGUUGACUGAACCCGGUACCAAUCAUCAGUCAAUGCUCAUGGUUUGAAAAUGUAAUAAUUAUGAUUUUCCAACCGUGGCGCUAAGAUACCACCUGCAACGGUUGCUACGCAACCAAUGCUAGUAAACACGUGGAUAAUCAAACGGUGACAGUAGCACACUGUGGCAGAAGCGUUCAAAAAACGCGUCUCUCUGAAAUAUCCGUGUGACACAAUUGUCUUGCGAAUACUUGAAUAUUUUAGGCCAAGUGUCUAACAAUGUCUGUAAAUCGAAAUGGAAAAAAGAAAAUAGGAAACACGUACCGCGUAAGCGAGCCUAUUGUGAAUUUUAAAAUCAGAGUCAAAAUUGUACAACAGAGAUCUCGACUUGCUGAGUUAUUUAAAACGGAAGAAGAAACGAGAGAUAAUAAUUUCUUGGAAUGUGAAGAAAAAAUUCUUUCUUGGCAGGAAAAAGUGUUUAGCCGUUUUGAAGCUCAGUUUUAUACGGAUUCUAAGAAUUGUAUAACCGAACAACAGAAAAAUUAUCACCAGGAGAUAAUAGAGAAAAAUAUCACAGGAUGUCGCAUAUACACAUAUGUUGAUAGAGAUUCAUAUUUUCCAAACAAUCCUCUCUUGACAAGACCUUAUAAGUCCUUUUUGUCCAAGAAAAACGGGAAAGCGUUACCGAUUCUGCAAAACCGCAAGCCAUUCAAUGAAAGAUAUAAUAAAAAAGUAAUAGACGACAUUCCGACUGAGGCAAGAGCUUGCACAAAUCACUACUUGUACAAAGAUUGUAGGAUUAUGUAUAUUCUAGCGGAUUUGACACCAAAUGACAAGUUAUCUCAUGAUUUCAACGAUUCAGAAGUAUUACUAUGCACAAUCACCUAUGAUAAGAUUCAUCAAUCUUUGACAAUGGAUCCUGAUUUUACGAAAAAUGAGUCACAUGAGAUUUUUGCAACUGAUAUGAACUAUGACUGCUGGAUUGAACAUGCUUCGGAGCAGGAGAGUCUUGAGGAUUUUGAAACGCAAAUGACAGAACUGCGCAAUGAGGUGAUGCGAAAAUUGAGUUUUAGGGAGGCAGAAGUACUCCCAGCAAUUGAAUUACCUCCAUCAAAUACUCUACGGCUUUUUAUAAAUCUAGACAUUGUCUCAGCUCACAAUUUUCCAUACGACUCGUUGUUUGUUACCUAUCACAUCGAGCUGCCCCAGCAUUGGAGCACAAAUCAAGCAGAGCGCCUAUCUGGCAGAACGCAGCGAUGUUCCAUGACAAAAGGAAAUGCAAACUUCAGCUAUGUUGCAGAGAUGUGUUUGGACCUAGAUUUAUCAUGGCUAGAGGAUCAGAAUCUUUUGCCAAACUGGCCAUGGAUACUUAUUUCUGUGGCCUCUUUAGAUAGUUGGACAAGGUAUCGAAUCGAAGGAUAUGCAGCUCAACCGAUACCGGCUACGCCUGGAUCCCACGAUCUAAUAUUGCAUACUUGGCGACCAACAGGUGACUUUCUAAACACUCUUCGUCGGUUUUUCACUGGCGGGACCUACGAGCUUCGAGAUAUAACGUACAGCUGUAUUCCAGCUAUGCAUGAUAGCAGGAACCUGGAGAAAGCAAAUUUGGAAACAGCUCCUAGUGGUCAGGUCAAGUUGAAGUUGAACAUAAUUCAGCAGAGUCAAUCGUCCGUCAAGGACAUUCACUUUAAACGAGAUACUUUUGAAAGACUUAGCGCCGGACGGCUUAUGAAUAGUGUUAACGAUGUUUUGGGACAAUUUAAGGCUGCUAGGGAACGGAUGAUAAGAGCAAGAAUGAUGAAUGCAUAGGAUACAGUAUGAUGAUGCGAUUCUUCUUGAAUUGGUAAAUCCCAAACCACCUCAGCUAUAGACUUCUAAGCAUACCAGUUUAAAUGCGUCAUCACGACUCGAUAUCGCAACACUUUCCGUGAAUUGCAGGCAGAUUUUUGACGCUCGAAUAUACAACAUUCUGUUGAAAAAAGUUAUUACGAUAUUCCGAUAUCCUACAGCAGAUCGAAAAAUCGGCUCUAUCAAAAUAAUUCUCAUCUAAUCCAAAUUCAUUUGAAGAUUCUGCUGAGGAUUUUAUCAAAUUUCAUACAUGCAAACUCGGUCUUGAAUUUCAGACUGACGAUGGUUAUGAGCAGUUACCUGAAGUAAUAUUAGUUUAAAAACUUUUGUUUACAUUGAUCAGAUUUCUUUUUUUAGAGUAUUGAAGAGAUUUGGAAGGUUAUUAGUUUGAGUUCCGGAACAUCUCAUAUCCCUAAAUCUUCCUUGAUUUACUGCAACUAAGAAUGUUGCAAAUAAUCCUUCACCGAGCUAUGAAAAUCGCAUCGCAAUUUAAUCAAAUCUUCAUGAGUGUAAUUACAAUAAUCCCGUGAUCAAAAAAUGACAUCAGUAGGCCAUAAAUACACACCUCACAGAAUGAUAAAUAAUAUAGGGGGGCAUAAGUUUGACUUCUUUGUUCAAAGGCAACUACUGAACUGUCGUUAAGAAGAAAAAUCGAUAUUCCGUGAAUGAUCGAGAAACAAGAAAUGAUUCAUGCAAUGUGGUUGAUGCCUAUCAGAACACGCGUGAUUACAUUUAUUUGUAUAGUUAUGACGAAACCGCUUGUGUAGCACAUUUGGAACGGUAUAUGACAAUAUUUGUUUUACAAUUAUACACAGGUCUGCAAAGUAGGUUCAAUUCCGGGAAUUAUUUGGAAUACUCGGACAAAUUACAACACUAUCUGUUCUGCACAUACUGAUAUGCUCAUUUCGGUUUUGGAAUAGCCUAUAAGGUUUAAGUUCUGAUACGAACUUUAUAUUAUAUUUAUAUUAUUAUUAAUAAUAUGUAAUUUAUCUUAAUUAAGUAGGCUCUGGAAAAAUAGUUACGUAAUACUUCCUUUGCCGUACAUAAAAUAUUUGUAUUAGAAUAAAAGGUACUGCAAUUAGAAAAUUAUAUUUUCAGGAAUCUUCUGCUGAUUGUGAGAUAAAAGUAAGGAUACUCGACAUCUGAAGUGAGGUGCUUCAAUUUUCGGAAUUAUGCUCAUGUAAGAACGCUUUCGUAGAAUUAUUUUAUAGGAGCAUAGGAAGUAUGAAAAAAUUGCUUUAAUUUCAUAAAAAGAAAAAAGAAUUGACAAUUUUUGCACCGUUGAAGAUGGCUGGAUGAUAUUUAGUGUCCAGAUUUAUACUUUGAAUUAAUAAAACGUUAGUAUUCUUUUCGAAAAAUUUCUAAUCAUCGAGCCUCAUUUUUAUCAUCGUUGUCCGGACAGAUAAGAUUAAAAAAAUUGGCGUGUUGCUCUCUGUCUAACAAUAAGAUACGAGGGGAAAGAGUGAAACCUUCACUUUUUCAG
This is a messenger RNA of Athalia rosae (coleseed sawfly), 3661 nucleotides long. RefSeq names its product Meckel syndrome type 1 protein (gene Mks1). Gene Ontology annotation, biological process: cilium assembly. The record is from RefSeq and is a predicted model, not a curated record. The transcript has 4 exons. Gene Ontology annotation, cellular component: MKS complex. Bases 610 to 2139 code for a protein of 509 amino acids. NCBI's taxonomy places the organism in Eukaryota, Metazoa, Arthropoda, Insecta, Hymenoptera, Athaliidae.